GUAGACUCCAGCUGGAGUCAGUCUCUCCUCCACUGUGACUCCACAGUCAACACGCACGCCCCUCGCUGGUCGCUCGUAGUGCCGGGCGCCUCUGUGUUUUAUAGCCUCCUUUUUGAGCCUAUAUUCUCCUCCCCCCUCGUCGUCGUCCACCCCCCAAAUCGUCUCUUCCCUUUCUUGGUGCUGCCGCACGAACUUCAGGCCGCCACCUCGGGAUCGCCUCCAAGAUCCGAUUUUGAUCGCCCCGCCCCCGUCUAGAACGGCCGAGCAGAUCGCCGCCCUCGCCCGCCCUCGAUUCCUUCGUUCACAAUAAGAAGCAAGAUAACACAAGUUGAGCAUUGGUCAACAGUAUGCCUUGGACGCCCUUGCACUCGUCAUACCACAGUAGCCGAAAGUCUGUCUGCCUUAUUGUCUUCUUCCGUGUGAUUGUGUAAGGAGGCUGCACUUACAGAAGACUCAUUUUCCUUUAGUCGUUCCCUGUUCUUGACAACAUCAGUGUGGAAAGAUUGAGAAUGUAUGUGAAGGUUGAGCUUAAGAGAUUCCGUGUUGUGAAGGAAGUGGGAAGGAUAGUAAUGAAUGUUAGGAUCUUUGCUUGUUACCAGUUGAUCGAAGUGUGCCAGGCUGAAUACUUCCGUCAACUGCUUAAGCCCAUCACGUAGUCUAAACACAGGACUCGGGUUUAGUUUCUCAAACUGCUACUUUAGCUUCUAUUUUGAUAGAAAGUUUCAACAACAGAGCAGUGCAGUCAUGAUGAUGACUAUCUUGUUGUAGGGCAUAUUAAUCUUCUGUUGUUGCAAACCGCAAUAAUAUUUUAGGCUUCAGAUUGUUUUGGGCAGUGUAGUCACUGCACCAAAUCAGGUAGAUUUACGUACGCAAGUGAACUCGUGUCCUACAUACACCGUCAACCCAUGCAGAGGGAUCCAACAGCCUUCGUUGGAAACCCCUCCUUUGCUUAUGGCUAUGAAGCUGAUGGUUGUGCGGUAAAUGGACCUUUGGGUGGUCAAUGCAACUACAGGGUUCCUGUUUCACCAGCCUUAGGAGUCCCUUCAGGCAUGACAAGCCCUAAGAUGCGAAGCCAACUUGAUGCCUUUGAGUUCCAGCCUUCCAAGGUAUGCCCCAGAAACUUCAUCAUCUUUGAUCAUAAUGAUGACAAAGGGCGCAUCGUGUAUCAUCCUGCCUUGGUGAACAAGCUGAAUCCCACAAACAUCAAUGCAUUCCCGUGCCGUGGUGAGGUGAUUUGCAGAAGUUCAGACCAAGACGAUGGCAAUCUUGAACAGCAUGCCUCAUCUUUCAAGGAGGAUACAGAAGAGAUCAAUGCACUGCUGAACUCUGAAUCAGAUGAAGACAGUGAUGAAGAUGAUAUCAUGAGUACCGGGCGUUCUCCUGACCCCUUGGAACUUGGCCCCUGUGAAUCAUCUUCACCACCCAGGUUUAAGAAAAUGAGGCAUUUUUCUGGAAAUGGAUCAGAUUUCGAUGGAUCCAUGGAAAAUAUUACUCACGAGGAGAUCAGGAAGAUGGUCACAGUUCUUAGGGGAAUAAUCCCUGGUGGAGACCAACUGGAUGCUCCUGAUGUCCUGGAGGAAGCUGUUAGAUACCUGAAGUUUCUCAAGGUGGAGGCGGAGAAACUUGGGGUGGUGGGUUUCAAUGCUUAGAAGUUGCCAGUGAUAUAGUGGUCGCAGUAAAGCUCCAUAUAAAUAAAAUCUUCAACAUCCAUGCCGCUUAUAUCUAUAUGGAAUUAAUCUAGGUCAUUGCCAUCAUUGUUACUGGAUUCCGCUUUUUCUGAGUGUGGAAGAGAAGGAAGGCAUCCUGCUUUUGCUACUUUCAGCAGGCCUCAAAAGACCCUGUGUUUGUGGGAUUCUGAUGCUUAUUUCCAGUAUGUUUUUGCUUGCCUUGCCCCCCUCAAGGUUUGGUACUGUGGUUCGGUCAUGCGGCAAAGCUUUGGAUGGUGCAUCAUGCUGUCUGGCUUACCCUUUUUCCAAUUGUGACUUGGAACUCCACCUAUGAAGUGAUCAAGCUUCCUUUUGUGGGCACACCCCCAAAAUCACUGUACUUCAGAGGGUUACGGCAGUCUGCCUUUCCAGGCACUCGAGUUGAUGCACUUGUUAAAUUAUGUACACACUUUGGUUUGAUUUAUAAAUGUAUAUGUACGGAACAAGAUCGAAGCAUUGAAAUUUGUAAACUACUGUACGAAGUGAAUGCUCUUUGGCUUUGCGAAUUGUGUGAAGAAAGAAUCUGUCUCACUU
Panicum virgatum (switchgrass) is the source of this 2240-nucleotide messenger RNA. RefSeq names its product transcription factor bHLH144-like. The record is from RefSeq and is a predicted model, not a curated record. The transcript has 4 exons. The coding region runs from base 906 to 1649 and encodes 247 amino acids. Gene Ontology annotation, molecular function: protein dimerization activity. NCBI's taxonomy places the organism in Eukaryota, Viridiplantae, Streptophyta, Magnoliopsida, Poales, Poaceae.